Struthio camelus australis is the source of this 2421-nucleotide messenger RNA. The record is from RefSeq and is a predicted model, not a curated record. NCBI's taxonomy places the organism in Eukaryota, Metazoa, Chordata, Aves, Struthioniformes, Struthionidae.
AUGGCAGGGUACCUGGGACUAAAUGGCUUCUCUCUCUCUAGGCAACAAGCUAAGGAGCUGUCUCCUGCUGUGAGUGGCUUGUGGAGUUUGUGUGCUCUGACUCUCAGUGAGAACAUGCUGCAAGAACUGCCACAGAUGCUGACUCUGGAUGCUUCUUCCAUGAACUACCCAUCACCUGACAUUUGCAGUGCAAGUACAGAGUCCAUCCAGCAGUUCUUCUGUAAAGAAAGUUCGUACUGUGGAAUUGUGUACUACCCUCCCCUGCAGUAUGUGCUCCUCAUGCUGGAGAGUGCUCGAGGAGGAACAUCAGUGGAUGAGGCAGAUAGGACAGCGCAUAAAUACUUGGAGGAGGAGAGUAAGUGGCAGGCAGAAACAAAGUUCGGUCAUUCUGAAAUCCUUGGAGAAGGAAGGAGGUUUCAUAUCUGCCAGCCUUCAGCUGUGCCUUGGGACGUGCGUCAGGGCUGUUCGCCCUUGUUCGGCAGCAGAUUCCUCCAUUCCUGGGUUCCCCGUUACCCCCUUUUUCUCUCGUUUGUGUUAAGAUCGCAGAGCUCCCUGGCAACUAUGUCUUCUUGCAGCCUAGCUGAGAAGGAUCAGAAGUUCCAGCAAAUCCUGGCUUGGCAGCAGCUGGAUCAGAGCAAGGCCGUUAGUCAGAUCUUGCGGGAAGUAAGCAAGGGAGCAAGCUGCAUGCAGGAGGGGACCGAGGGAAAGCAGCAGCACGUGAAAGGCUUGAGAGCGGCUGGGCCAGGGGCACGCACCGGAGUGAUGGUGGCAGGGCCCAGCUGCACUAAAAACCUGCAGGAACAGCCCUCACUAAGCAGGAUGUUGUCUCUCCCUUACAGUGUGAUGCAGAAAGCUGUCUUUGAAGUUCUGCAAGCAGAGAAAGAUCUUAUGCACAGGCAGAUCAGGAACCAGAUUAAGUUAAUAGAAACAGAAUUGCUGAGGCCGACGCAGCGGGAGUGAAGGAGGCAAGAACAGGACGCAGAGGCGCUGCAGGAAGUGAUCACAGAGCAAUGCCAAGCGCUUGAUUACUUGCUGCAGCAGCUGCUCAAAGGAAAGAAGCAAAGGGAAGAAGUGGUGCAACAAGUGCUGGUGAUGAGGCGCCCUAAUUAUGCUGUACCACUUGCUGUUUUAUCGCAGACCGUUGAACAACUGAGUUUGUUUUUCAGCUGGAAAUGGAGGCAAAGAGUGGAAACCAAACAGGAGAACUACUGGCUGAUCCCGGAACGGUCUCAUCUAAAUGCAGAAAUCUCUUUCAGUUCACGUUCUAAAAUACUGUGCUGGGGAUUGUGCGCUAUUAAAAUAGCUGCAGGGAUGGUCUUAAAGAGACUGAGUCGAGCUCUGUCCAUUUUGCCCGUCAGCUUGAGUUUGCAAAGCAGAUGCUGUUACGGCCAUCAGCUGAUAAAAUGCUUACACUUCAUUCUUCCAAAAACCACAGCAUUUUGGGUUGUGCUCGUAAAACAUCUGAGUCUAAAGUUCCUCCAGCUGUUGGGUUUUUCAACUUCCGUGACUUUGGGGAAGCAAAAUGCUUUGAGCAGGGCUGUGACCUUGAGAGCAGGGACAGCACAUGGUCUGUCCUUGCUGCCAGCUUUGCGUAGCUAUGAGCUGGCCUGCAGCAUGUCCCCGCACCUUUCCUCAAGCGCCAAAGCUGGGAGCUUGCCUUGUGUUUUACGGGAAGAGGGCUCUGAGAGGCAGCUAGUGAACCUUUUAAUCGAGCUGUCAGCUGAACGGUAUGUACCGCACCGUUGAAUAUCCCUGCGAGUGCUCAGUACCAUGACUGCCAAUGACCUUGAAAAGGUGACCCUUGUCUCCUCCAGCUCCUCCUUCUCCUUCUCUUGUGCUGUGUUGGGCUAUGGUGGUGCCAGGAGUGUUAUGGGACAGUCACCUUCUCCAUGUCCUCUUCCCUCCGCCUUUUUCCCAUGGGCCCAGGUGGUUUUCCUGCCACGUGGCCACAUGUGCUGCUACCAGACCUGCUGUGAGUGCAAAUGCACCUGCCCCCUGUGCCGCAGGGACAUCACGCGGCGUGUCCGCCUCUUCCACAGUGGCAAGGCAGGAUGGAGGCUCCUUGGAGCGGGGCAGGGCCUGGCUGCCUGGUGCUGCGUUCACCACCCCUUCCCAGGGCGCUGCUCUCGCUCGCUGAAGAGCCACUCACGCCGCGUGACCAGCGCUGCUCUCCCGCUGCGCGGGGCACCAGGGCUGACUGCUGGCUGCAGCCAGGCGCCGCAGGAGCCCUCUACGUUCCCUGAUGGCUUCCCAGGCUUUGCCUUGUGCUCCCUCUACGUCUAUGUCUCCCCCUCCUAAAUGCUUGGCCAGGAUCCUCUUGCGUGGGAGCGCUGGGUGAUGGGACUGGGCAAACUUGUGCCUCUCUGGCUAAUAUGCUUGCCUUCAGCGAUCCCUCUCGCUCAGCAGGGACAGCUAGCGCCG